GGCCGUGUGGUGCAGACAGUAACCAGUCACGGUUACUAGGCUCAAGAUAUCUGCUGGUUAGGACCUGGAAAUUUCGACAAAUUGUGCACGCCGCGCAUAUCAUCGUCUACAUUGCAGACAACGGAGUUCUCCAUUGACAACGUAGCUGACCGUCUGUAGUCAACGCCGAUAACUGCACAACUGGUGACCUGAGCAACUGGCAAUCCAGCACCAUGGACAAGUCCCAAGAUGCCAUGUUUAACAAGUCCAUGAGUGUGGACGCACGGAGCUGUCCCGAGGACCCCGACUCCACCGUGGAACUCCGUCUGAACGAUUCCGGUACAGAACACAAUUACGCGAUGGCCCGUAAAUCCAAGAGCGUGGAGGAGACGACCAAUCAGGAGGAGGAAGAGAUCGACAUUGACCUCAACGACCCGGAAACGGAAAAGGCUGCCCUGACCAUCCAGAACAAGUACAAGGACUUCAAGCUGAAGAAAGGCAAAAAGUCGGCCUCCACCUCUACCUGAUUCCACAGGGAGGCGUUUUCGUUGGGCUGUGUGCAACUUUCGACAUCUACGGCCAAGCAUCUUACACCUCCAUUCAACAGUUUUACAGUUUUGUUCGGGAAAAAAAAUUAUAUACAUGUAUUCACUAUGACGCAGGAUAUUGCACCAUAUUCCGCCAGGUCUGGACUUUUUAAGGUUUUAAGACAUCAAGGAGAUCUGAACUAGAUAAAUCAUACUCAUCAGAGUUACUGAACAUAUUUGACAGUUCAUCACGACACACUGAUGAGUUAGGCCUUCUUCACUGAUUAUAGAUUCAUAUCAACAUAUUAUUGUAUAUCAUUAAGGAAAUUAAGGAAAUUAAGAAAGUAUAUGUCAUACAAAUGUAGCAAACUUUUCCCAUUUUUCUUAAUCAUAUAUUGGUAACAUUACUAACAUAUCAUUGCAAAACAAAAAGCUACCCCCAUGCAAAAGUAACAAAUGGAUGUUUCCACCUAUUUCUCAGUCACCCUUCACCUAACACUUGCAUGUUCGAAGUGUUUUGCUAAGACCAGUACAAGUACCUGAUAUGUAGCUGACCGUUGCACUGAAGUCUAGUGCCUGGUGUGCAGCCUUUUCUGUACAUACAAAACGAUGCUAUAGCCUAGUAACAUACCUUACUAAUAAACACAUGACACUCUAUAGUGUGCUGUAUGUAUGUAUCUGUAUAUUGGCUACAAGAGUGAAUCUAUAUAUGCAUGCUUAUUCUUUUGCCUCUAGAUCACAAGAAAGAAAAAUUCUAACUACAUGUGUCAGUGGUGUGAGUUCAGAUAUAUGUUGUUAUCGAUAUCAGUCUUAAGAUGGCCAACAGACUUAAGAAAUGCAAAUGUAAGGAGCCCAAGAAAAAGUCAUAUACAUGUACCUAACACUGUAUAUUGCAGGACUUACUAAUAGGUAAGUUAUGUAUACGCCCAAAAAGACCAAAAGAUGCACUCUCAACCCAACUUAAGUUUAGUUGUAGAUUCACAUCUAAAGUUUUGCAGUGCACCAUGCAGCCAUCUAGCUAUUCGCGUUGGUACUGCAACCAGCUGAGUGCACCAAUAUUGACGUUCUGGAUGUCCCCCCACUUGAUAUUGAAUGGCCAUGUUAAAGUCAAAACUAAAUGUGCAUGUGUAUACCAUUGUUGGUGACAUUGACAGCUCUUACACUGUAUCAUGUAUGGCUACAGUAUCUUGUUAUUCUACAUGUAUGAGCUGUAAGGUAGUUGAAAAAGAUAAAAGGAGCCCCAUUGCUCUUUGUGGUAUUUAGGCAGGGUUAAUGACAAUGCCAUGAAUGUAACUGGUGUCACAGUAUAGUUUUCCAUAUGUAGACAUAUGACCAACCACAAGGGUACACCCAGUAUACAUAGAUAGAGAUGUAUGAAGACCUAUUCAUCAUGAUGCAAAUCGAAUCUUUCACCCGUGUCACCUGUUGGAAUUUUCAAUAAAUAUUUGCACCAUCCACA
This is a messenger RNA of Branchiostoma floridae (Florida lancelet), 1965 nucleotides long. RefSeq names its product Purkinje cell protein 4-like protein 1. The record is from RefSeq and is a predicted model, not a curated record. The coding region runs from base 213 to 506 and encodes 97 amino acids. NCBI's taxonomy places the organism in Eukaryota, Metazoa, Chordata, Leptocardii, Amphioxiformes, Branchiostomatidae. The transcript has 4 exons.